AUGCCACGGCCAUUCGUUUUUGCAUCAUCGGUUCCGCUCCUGAAGCAUGUUUUUCACUUUGCUACCCUUCUCGGAAUUUGGGGUCAGCCCGUGUUUGCCAUUCCGAUGGUAUACAAUACGUCUGUCCCGACGACGUUGACAGAUACGUGCGCCAAAGCCCUUCUGUCUGACGUAUCCUGUGAUCCAACGGUCAGGAAUUUCCACCCAGGCUUCUACUAUCCUCCUAAAACUUUGGAAAGAGCAUGCACCAGCACUUGCAAAGAUUCCAUUGAUGCAUAUUGGAAUGCUGUUCAGUCGUCCUGCGGAAACGAGACUUUGACCGCGUCAUUUGAUCUGGAGGCGUCGGUGCUCAUCGUUCCAGGGACUUACAAGUACCUCUAUGAGUACAUUUGUCUUCAGGAUAGCGGGAGAUACUGUAAUAAUGUUGCAGCUACAGCGGCAGCCAUCGCUGACCCAGGAAACUCCAGAUUUAAUUAUCUUGACGCGGUUCCUUCGGGUACUGUUCCUCCAGAUCCUUGUGAUAUGUGCUUUAUAAAAAGCCUUCGGCUGCAGGCUGGUUCGCCGUACUUUGAUGGACCUGCGCUUGCUAGCAUGUCCGCCUAUGAAUCAAUGACCAGUAAAUGCGGUGUGACUGGGCAGCCGCUGACCACGACCACUAUUGGGUUUUAUACUGAGGAGCCGGUGGUUACUCCUGCGCCGUGUAUGGGGAAAAAGUACUCGAUCCAGCCAGGGGAUGACUGUUACAGUAUCUCACGCUCACAGGGAGUGGGAACUGCCUGGCUUCUAUCGGACAACAAUCUGGCGUCAUACUGUGAUGACUUUCCCACGUCUGGCGAUUUGUGUAUUGUUAACACCUGCAAAACUUACACUGUAAAACCCAAAGACACUUGUGGUGGUAUCGCUAAAAGCGCAAAUAUCACUAUUCCCCAGCUCAAGGCGUGGAACCCCAUCAUCAAUGCGGGUUGCUAUAACAUGGAUAGGUUGAAUGGUACUCAACUAUGUAUCUCUGCACCGGGCACUGAAUGGGUGCCUCCUUCUGUGACAGACCUUCCAGGCGCGACGGUCACUACUCCGGCACCAGUCCCCACUGAUGCUGCUUCGGGAUCAAACACUUACUGCGGCAGGUGGUACAAAGUGAAAAAGGGCGACUAUUGCAACCUUCUCGUGCUCAAGUUCGCUAUUUCAAUGGAAGACUUCAUAUUCUUGAACCCAGCAAUAAAUAGCAAUUGCACCAAUUUAUAUGCCGACGAAAGCUAUUGCGUUCAAGCAGUUGGAGAUAUCAACACCUACUCAGGAAAGCCUGGAUAUAUAACUACACCAACUGGAGCCAUUCCAACAGCCAUCGAGACCCCAUUCCCAGCUCGGCCUAAUGCCACUGCGGCGCCAUAUGAAAGAUUAAACCCCAGCUUGCCGUUGGCGAAAGGGACGCGUGAUGGCUGUGUCCACUACUUCGAUGGGGCGGACUACCAGUUCAACCUGACAGACACUGAUUGGCACAGCAACUGUGAGGUUGCUAUUGAAGUAUACGGUGUGGACCCCGAAUCCUUUGCAGUUUGGAAUGCCGGGUUAGGCAAUGUCAGUCAGCCGGAAUGUGCAUUCAAAGAGGGCUUUCGAUACUGUGGUAGCUACUACUUGCAAAAGGAUGACGUUGAGAGUGAAAACCCAACACCCACAAUGCCACCCGACACAACCACAACAGCCGCAACAACCACCGGCCCUUCCCCGACCUCUCCAACAAUGACAGGCCAACCUUCAACCUGCAACAAGUGGCAUACCGUCGAACAAGGAGAUACCUGCGAUACUGUAACACAGAAGUACGGCUUGAAACGCGAAGAGUUCCUGGCUUGGAACCCUUCCGUCAGCUCUGACUGUAGUCAAAAUUUCUGGCUGGGUUACGCAUACUGCGUGGGCGUUGAAGGCACAACCCCCCCGAUGACUACUACUACCACGAAUGUACCUACUCCCCGUCCGACCAAGCCGCCAGCAGAGUGGACACAACCUGGCAUAGCGGAGAAUUGUGUCAAGUGGGAUCGUGCCACUAGUGGAGACUACUGUGCCGCUCUGGCGGAGCGGAACGGAAUUACCGUCGCGCAGCUAGCGGAGUGGAAUACCGCGCUUGGCGCCAAUGGGUCCAAAUGUGAUACCCAGUUCUGGUUGGAUUACUACUACUGCGUUGCUGUUUCUGGUUAAACCGGAGGUUGAUGAUGGCUUGGGCUUAGAAGAGCCCCGAGUUUCUGUUUAUAGGAAGUUAUGUUAAUCACCUUAAUAUCUUCUUCGGAAUAUUGAUAGGUUCUCAGGAGAUCGCGUAUAUGUAUGUGUGUACAACCAGUCCAUCCAUAUUGCCAUUGAAUUAUGGAAAUUAGCCCUAGCAGGCCUGUAGUUGCCCUUGAAAUCCCAUACUUCUCGCGGUCAGCAUCUUUGCAUGCGUUGCAGUUGAAAAAUAGUUGCAUGGCGCUUUUAUUCCCAUUUCCCUUCUUCCCUUUUUAACCUUUU
Messenger RNA from Coccidioides immitis RS, 2493 nucleotides. Its product is annotated as LysM domain-containing protein. Bases 1 to 2190 code for a protein of 729 amino acids. The record is from RefSeq and is a predicted model, not a curated record. The transcript is spliced from 5 exons. Lineage: Eukaryota; Fungi; Ascomycota; Eurotiomycetes; Onygenales; Onygenaceae.